AUGCGUCUUCGAACUUUACCUAAUGAAAUAUUACUUUUAAUCUUAAAAAACCUGAACAACAUCCAUAUUCUCUAUUCAAUCUUCAGUAUUGAUCAUCAACGACUUGAUAGUUUAUCACAAGAAAACACUUUUACUAAUACAUUUAGUUUUGUAUUAAUAACAUCAGAUGAUGAUAUUUUUUUGCUUCCUGAUUAUAUUACUUCAAGAUUCUGCAAGUAUAUAUUACCAAAAAUUGAUCAAAAUAUACAAUAUCUUAUUCUUGAUUCAUUAUCUAUGAAAAAUAUUCUUCAAGCUGGUAUUUAUCCUAAUUUAGCACAACUUAAAAUUUUCAAUUUUAAUGAUAAAAUUUUUGAUGAUAUUUUACAGGAAAUUCGUUUUUUUAACAUUAAUUCGGAUGAAAAAUUUCAUGUUUUUUAG
Molecule: messenger RNA, 417 nt
Organism: Adineta steineri
Lineage: Eukaryota; Metazoa; Rotifera; Eurotatoria; Adinetida; Adinetidae
Source: the annotation of a GenBank genome assembly